Molecule: messenger RNA, 3120 nt
Organism: Poeciliopsis prolifica (blackstripe livebearer)
Lineage: Eukaryota; Metazoa; Chordata; Actinopteri; Cyprinodontiformes; Poeciliidae
Gene: med1l
Exons: 16
Coding region: 194-1831 (545 amino acids)
Biological process (GO): cellular response to thyroid hormone stimulus; regulation of transcription by RNA polymerase II
Cellular component (GO): mediator complex
Molecular function (GO): nuclear thyroid hormone receptor binding; nuclear vitamin D receptor binding; nuclear retinoic acid receptor binding
Source: RefSeq, a predicted model, not a curated record
AUCUGUUUUACCCUGACGCCCAGCAACAGAUGCUUACACCGUUGAACAGCUCUCUCGAUAGCAGAAGGGGGAAAAAAGAGGAGCUAGCAGCAAGCGUUUUGGUAUCACAGCAGCUAAUCACAACUAACAUUAAAAAAGGGAGAAACCGGUUUCCCCGGUUAAAAGACGCUAUACCAGAGCAACAUACCUGCAAAUGAACUGGUUUUCCCUUGGGCAGAAUGCUAGACGGAAGGAGAAAUCCAGGGAUAAAUCCAAACCUUGUGAGCUGCUUGUUAGAUCUUUGGACAGACUCCAGGAAGAGCUUCAUGCACCAACUAUGAACAACAUAAAAUCCAGACUGGAAGUGAUCGCCAAACAACAAGGGAUGGGUUUUCACUUUACUGAGGCCUCCUGCUACCUGACAGCUGACUUUUUCUACCUGGAAGUGUUGCUGCUGCCGUCUGGUGAGGUGCAGGAGGUAAAGGUGGCUCUACAUGGAGAACACCCCGCUCCCAGCAGGUCCCUUUUGCAUCUUCUUAGGUCCAAUAACUUUUCUGAUUUUUCCAUGAGGCUGGGAGAACUGUUUGCUCAAUAUAACUUUCCUGGAGACAAUGAAACAAAAUCAAAAAUGUUGAAAUCCCUACAAUGCCUCUGGAAAGACCUUCAGCAAAUAUCAGACAAGCCAAAUGAACCAAAGUGCUUUGAAGCCCAAAUGGGCUUAAUAAACAAUGGCAGGGUUGGCUUUUUAAUGGCAGAAAAACAAAAUUAUCCUCCAUCUCUUUACUUCUAUAUUUCACCAAAUGAAUGUCCAGAGAACUCAGAGUUGUCAUUUGAGGAAUUGUUGGAGUUCAAACCAGAUGUCCAGGCAGCCCAGGCUACAAUCGGAAUCAGCGAAUUGACUCGCAAGCUCCAGAUGACAUCUCUGACCUCAAAGCCUCCUCAGCUGGACUCUCAGAGUGAGGUUUCGAAUGAGAUGCUUCCCACGUGUUUCCUGCUCAGACUGAAGACACCGAUACCUGUGCUUGCUCAUAUUGUGGAGAGAGUUGGACAAAUCACCGGCGUGACUAUACCAGAUUGUGACCUCCAGUGGGCACCAUUACCCAAGCUUCUGAUAAAAGCUUCUGCAAGUGCAAAAAGCCCCUCAGAGCCAUUAGAUGGACAGGAGAUGUUUACAGUGGUACAAGUUUUUCCUGAGGGUGGAAUGCACAGCUAUGUUCUCCCUGAUUAUUCAUGGGAUGUUCCCACACAAAGAGCAGCUUUGCUAGCCAGCGUUCCUUUCACCCAGCCAGCUCACAUCUCAGCUGUGCUGGAGCUGCUGCGUCACCAAUGUGCCUUUAACACCCUGCUGAGGAGCUGCUUGGAUCAGAGUGACAGUCCAGCUUCAGUUUGUGACUUGCACUUUGAAGUCCGCCCAGAGUCCACUACCAGCAUUUCUGUGACCUUCCAUCAACCCCACAUUGACAAACUUGCCGUCUUGCUGGUCAACAUACCAAAUCCCCGUGAGAUCACCUGCCAGUUGUUUGGAAGAGGAGUUCAUGAUUUAUCUUCUGCCAUAUUGGACAAAUACAUCGCCUUAAUUCUGACUAGAUAUAUGUCCAUUCCUGUGGCCAUGAAGACAUUAUACCGCAGGCUCAAGAAAAUCACCAGCUGCCCCUUCACCACAGUAGCUGAAAAGGAUCGAGUGGAUACUGAUGGCCAGUCGCCUGCAGCCUCCCAAAGCACAGUCAUGCCAGGUGUUCCUGGUUCAGUUUGCGGUGCCGUAUCUGAGCUUCAUCCUGAAAUGAGCGCCGGCAUGCCUGAUGACCCUCACCCAUUCGUUCCUGUGGCUUCAAUGGCAAACUUUCAGAGCUGAUCUCAACAUAAGGAGGGAUUAGCAGCUGCCUGCGUCACAGAUUAUUGGACUUUAUUAAGAAACUGGCUGCUGUGAAACAAUUUGAGAUGCUGAUGGUUGAAUCUGUCACACUAUGCAUUCCAGUGUGGUAGAGAUGGCUGGCUGUAAAGGUUUUUGAGGUCUGGCAUUUGGCCUCAAGAGGGCAGGAAACCAGUUGCUUGUUACUAUGUGAGCCAGUAAGUCCUGGUUUAAGUGUCUCUAUAUUGGCUUGUGGAAACCAAACAGAUCUAACAUUUUUCAGCUUUGAAAAAAUGAAAACUUUGUUGAAUAAAGAAACAAUUUGGUUUGAAUAGAGAAAAGAAAGCUAGAAGAAAUUUCUUGAUUACAGUUGAGGACCAUCUUGCUUUUUCUGGACUCCUGCCAGGACUUUCACAAAUAUAGGACAAAUGCCUGUAGCCUGUACAGACGAAGAAGAAAUGUUUAUAUGACUACAGAGGAGACAAUGAUUUUUUUUUUCCUGCAGUACAGAUCUUUGCAUAUAAUUUUCUAAACCUACUGAAAUGGAGGAUUUUUUUUACAUAUAUUUAGAAUAUUUGAUCCAGCUGUUGGCAGUAGACGACUGGCUUUGUUUGUAUGCAUAUCCAAUGACCUGUGUGACUGCUGUUCAUAGAAACGCUCUUUUCUUUCAGAGAAACUGUGUCCUUGAAAUAUUCUGUUCUGAUUGGUCGAGAAAGUACACAAAAUGAGCGCAUGGUGAUGCUGAAUUUUAAAUAACUGUCCAAGCUUUUGUAAACCUGGUUGGAUGCUUAGUCUAAUGAGUGUAAAUUUCUUAUGAGACUCUUGACAUUAUUUGAACCAUUCUUUUAUGGAUUGAAGGAACAUAGGAUGUAUAUAUAUGAAUAUGUAAAUAUAAGCUGCAAAAGUUUGAACAUCUUUUGUGGUCAGCUGAGAAAGAAAUGUAGCCAUUUACACAGAAACGCAGAAAGUGUGUUUUGCAGGGGUCGUGGUGAAGCUUUCAAGUAUUAGUAAACUUGCAUGCACACGGUCAGCUGGUGGUGGCAGCAUCACACUGUUGGGCUGCUUUACAUUGUCACAAAUCUUUACUUCAAAUUACCAUGUAGAAUAUUGAAACAAAGAUGCAGGGGCAUGUUCUAGGAAAGCAAUAAUACAAGGGAGGGAAUUUAAAUAUAUAUUUUCACUAUAUAAUAUAUUACAACUAAAAAUUGGAAUAUUAAAUGAAAUAUUGAGCUUCAAUGUUUGGCCAGUCUGAAGAAUGUACUUUCUCACCUUUAAUACUAAUAAAAACUGAA